ACUCAAGUAAGCAGACUUCUAACCAUCUGUUGUUACUAAAAGUAAAUAGUGUAGUAAAUAGAGGUUUGCUGUGAAUGCAAGUCAUCUGAUCACUAAAGUAAUAUAAGAAUUUAGUUUUUAGUAUUAUUUAAAGGAAAACUUCAAAACAAUGACUGCUGUUCACGUAAUCAACAAUAAUGAUCAUUUUCAUCAAGAAUUAAGAAAUGCUGGUUCAAAACUUGUUGUAGUCGAUUUUACUGCUGCAUGGUGUGGUCCAUGCCAACGUAUUGCUCCAAUAUUUGAACAACUGGCUUCCAAGUAUCCCCAAGCUGUUUUUAUGAAAGUUGAUGUUGAUAAAUGUGCAGAUACUGCUGCCAGCAAUGGCGUCAGUGCUAUGCCAACUUUUAUUUUUUAUAAAAACAGAUCUAAAAUUGGAUCGUGUGAAGGGGCAGAUUCCAAUGUAUUAGAGUCAAAAAUUCAACAAUUUUAUGGAUUACCUGAACAAGAGGAUACAGAAGGAUCGCCGUCUGAUCAUAUGGACUUGAUAUCUCUAGUUAUGAAGGCUCAAUGUGAGUGUUUGAAUGAAUCAGAUGAUCACUGUUUUGCAGAUUGUUUAGUGUCGAAUGAUGAUUAUCUUGAAAGCGACUGUGAUGAACAGUUAAUUAUUUCGAUUACUUUUAUUCAACCUGUAAAAAUCCAUUCUUUGAAAAUUCGAGCCCCAGCAAGUAAUGGCCCGAAAAAUUUAAAACUUUUCAUCAAUCAACCAAGAACUAUUGAUUUUGACAUGGCUCAAACCAAUUCAAGCGUUCAAAAUUUAGAGUUAUCAACAAAAGAUAUUGUGGAGGAAAAUCCAAUUUUACUACGCUAUGUGAAAUUUCAAAAUGUUCAAAAUUUACAGAUAUUUGUUAAAGAUAAUCAAAACGGUUUUGAUACAACUCGAAUCGAUCAUUUGUCUAUUUUUGGAUCACCUAUUUCUACUACCAAUAUGGGUGACUUUAAAAGGGUAGCAGGAAAAAAAGGCGAAAGUCAUUGAGUAUACAACUUUUUUUCUUUGAAAGAAAUUUCGAAUUUUAUUUUUUUCAA
Trichogramma pretiosum is the source of this 1062-nucleotide messenger RNA. RefSeq names its product thioredoxin-like protein 1 (gene Txl). The transcript has 4 exons. Bases 149 to 1012 code for a protein of 287 amino acids. Lineage: Eukaryota; Metazoa; Arthropoda; Insecta; Hymenoptera; Trichogrammatidae. The record is from RefSeq and is a predicted model, not a curated record.